AUGGGUCGAUCUCCAUGCUGUUUGAAAGUUGGGUUGCAAACAGGACCAUGGACUCCUCAAGAGGACAAUCUCCUGACCAACUACAUUGCAUCUCAUGGUGAAGGUGACUGGCGAAAUCUCGGACCAAAAGCAGGCCUCAGGCGGUGUGGGAAGAGUUGCAGGUUGCGAUGGCUGAACUACUUGAGACCCACUAUAAAACGAGGAAACAUCUCUGCUGAUGAAGAAGAUCUCAUCAUUCGCCUCCACCGCCUACUUGGAAAUAGGUGGUCACUGAUUGCAGGGCGGUUGCCUGGGAGAACAGAUAAUGAAAUAAAAAACUACUGGAAUACCCAUCUUACUAAAAAGCUUAAUACAAGCUCCCAAAAGCCUACCCACAGUCAAGAGGAUAAACAAAGGGGUGAGAUUAUUGGACAAGAGCUACUUCAUAUGAUUGACCUCGUUGACAAUUAUAAUCCAUAUGACGAUGUCAAUGCAGAGGAAUUCUAUAGAUCCCUUUCACGCAGUGUAUGUGGUGCACCCUCUCCCGUUAAUAAAUGGGCAUUGAUUGGUCCAAACCUUGUGGUUCUUCUCAAGAGUGCAGACCUAGAACAUGUUGCAGAUAGUGUACCAGAUAACACUCGACAGUCCAUCUUUUCUAGUAUUGUUGCUAUAGCCACACAUGUGGAUGAGAUGACAUCAGAUCAGGUGGGUAGAUAUUUGUUGCACUCUCGUACUAGCAUUCAUGAUGCAUCAGUGAGUGAUGAUCCAUAUGUGCGAGUAGACAUACCAUCGUCGAUGGAUGUUGCACGCAUGCAUGACAUAGAUCCUUUACGGCAGAUAAGUGCAUGCUUAUCCAGUGAUCUCUUGGAUUCAUAUCAGGUCAUUGCUAUGGAGCAUGGGAUCCCACUAGAGGAUUCCCCAUCAUUUGUUAGGCGUGUACUUGGUAGACCGGGUGCUUCUAGCCGUGGUUGUGAGCAUACAUAUUCUCAGCCUAUUGUUGUUGCACAUCCUACUGCCCUGCCCCAGCAUAUAGCAGUUGGUCAGCAUACACCUCCUCCUCCUAUUUAUACAUCAGUUGAUUGA
Messenger RNA from Cryptomeria japonica (Japanese cedar), 1062 nucleotides. RefSeq names its product transcription factor MYB28-like. NCBI's taxonomy places the organism in Eukaryota, Viridiplantae, Streptophyta, Pinopsida, Cupressales, Cupressaceae. The record is from RefSeq and is a predicted model, not a curated record. The coding region runs from base 1 to 1062 and encodes 353 amino acids. The transcript has 6 exons.